Messenger RNA from Aspergillus fumigatus Af293, 912 nucleotides. RefSeq names its product putative mitochondrial metallochaperone Sco1. NCBI's taxonomy places the organism in Eukaryota, Fungi, Ascomycota, Eurotiomycetes, Eurotiales, Aspergillaceae. Gene Ontology annotation, biological process: mitochondrial respiratory chain complex IV assembly. The record is from RefSeq and is a predicted model, not a curated record.
AUGGCCUCAUCGGCACGACCGGUUUCCCGCAUUCUAGGCCGGCUAAGCCGGUCCGGCAUCUCCACCGUCGAGUCCAGCGCUCACCUCCCAACUCAGCGAACAGCCUCCCUGCUCUCCCGAAGCGCCCUCACAACACCGAAGCCAAAUGGAAUUGGAAUUAGACGUGCCACCCCGCAGCAGCGAGGCUUCUCGACCUCCCCUGCUUGUCUUCGUGCAAAGACGAUGGGCCAGCUGCGCGCGCGGAACGCAACGGGUCCGUUCUCGUGGAAGGCGGCGCUGCUGUUCGUGCUGACGGGCGCGGGGAUGAUCGUUUACUUCCGGGUUGAGAAGGAGCGGUUGGAGCGGAAGCGGAUCGCGGAGAUGAGCAAGGGGGUUGGACGGCCGAAGGUUGGGGGCCCUUUCACGCUGACGGAUUUGGAUGGGAAGGAGUUUACGGCGGAGGAUUUGAAGGGGAAGUAUAGUUUCGUAUACUUUGGUUUCACGCACUGUCCCGAUAUCUGUCCCGAUGAACUGGAUAAGAUGGCCGAGAUUAUCGAUCGGGUCAAGGAGGCGACGAAGGGGGAGAAUAUCUUCCUGCCGGUGUUUAUUACAUGUGAUCCCGCACGCGAUACGCCCCAGGUCCUGCGCGAGUAUCUGAAGGAGUUCCAUCCGGAUAUUAUUGGCUUGACGGGCACGUAUGAGCAGGUGAAGCAUGUGUGCAAGCAGUACCGAGUGUAUUUCAGUACGCCCAAGGAUGUGAAGCCUGGGGAGGAUUACCUGGUGGACCACAGUAUAUACUUCUAUCUGAUGGACCCGGAUAAUGAUUUCGUCGAGUGCAUUGGACGGCAGGAUACGCCCGAGUCGGCAUCGAAGGUGAUUCUUCAGCACAUCAACGACUGGAAGAGAGAAGGAAAGCCUUUAAAGCGGGAUUGA